UCAAAACUGUGAAGAACACUUUCCACUUCUUACAUCGGCAAAGUAAAGCAAAAAGGAGAAUCUGAAUGGUUUUCGCAAUCAAUUUCUCUCAAAACCUCCUUUUCCGGAGGCCAUCAUCACAUGGGCAUGGCACUUUAGAGGUCAAGUGUUGCUCGCAGCCACAGAGCAAAGUAACCACAUCCCAUAUUCAAACAAAGAAACGCUGCUUGAGAUGCAACACCCUUUACUCAGAUCAAGAUAAUUCCUCUGUUUCUUGCUCUUUCCACGGCCAUACCAAUGGAGAGAAAGGUCUAUUUUCAUUUGCUCCACCACACCAAGGAAUUGAUGGGGAUUGGACUGAUAAAUCUGGAGUAAUUAUCUACAAAUGGAAUGAGAAGAAUAACAGGCCAAAUACUGGCCGCGCCAAUUGGAAGAAAAGAUGGAGCUGCUGUGCUGAGUAUGAUGAAAAUGCCCCACCCUGUAGACAGGGCUGGCAUGUUUCCUAUGAUGAUGGUUUCACUUUGUAUUAGCUACAAUUUCUGUUCUAGAGGAUACAUUUUUAUUUUUUAUUUUUUUUCUUUUGAUACUUUUAGCUAUGUUUUGCUUAGAAAUAUGGUUAAAAUCAAUUAGAUGUGCAGGUCAAGAUACAAAGUUAUGAAUUUGAUUUC
Messenger RNA from Gastrolobium bilobum, 647 nucleotides. RefSeq lists its product as uncharacterized. The record is from RefSeq and is a predicted model, not a curated record. Lineage: Eukaryota; Viridiplantae; Streptophyta; Magnoliopsida; Fabales; Fabaceae. Bases 66 to 509 code for a protein of 147 amino acids. The transcript has 2 exons.